AUGGUGGCGCCGGCAGCGGCUGGGGCCAGCAGCUGCAGCGGCCUUCGCGCCUCCACCAACACCCCAAGGCGGGGCUGCCUGCCAGCGGCCCAGUGCUGCCCUCCGGCGCGACUGAGGCGUCAGAGGGUGCAAUGCAGCACGUCCAGGGACGCCAAGCCGCCGGCGGCGGCGCCGCCAGUGGCGCAGCGGUCGGGCAGCCGGCUGACUCGGCUCCUGAGCUGGCGCUCCAAUGCGCAGCCCGCAGCAGUAGAGACGGCAGCCAAGGCAGCGGCGGCAGCAGAGAUUGCUGAAGAUCAGCAGGAGCAGCAGCAGAUCGUGGCAGCAGAGCGGCAGCUGCUGGAGCAGGCGGCAGCAGCGGAGCGGCAGCUGGCGGAGCAGGCGUCGUCGCCGCCGGGCGCCGCCGCCGAGCAGCAGCAGCAGCUGGCGGCGCAGCGCCCCGGCGCCUUCAGCCUCUACUCCUGGCUCACCUGGAGCAGCACCCCGGCCGCCACCAGCACCGACAGCGGCGCGGAGGGCGAGGCCGCCGAGUUGGGAGACGGCAUGGCGGCGGCGCCGCAGCGGCCGCAGGCAGCUGGCGCCAGCGGCUGGCGCCGCUCUUGGUACAGCCUGUCCCGCAGCUCGGUCAGCUCCUACGACGAGGCGGAGCCAGCGCAGCAGGACAUCCCCGUGCGCGUAGACCACCCCGCGCUGCAGCUGCUGCGCACGCGCGCGCUGGCGGGGUCGCGCCCGGGGUCGCGCCGAGACCCCUUCAAGCUCGGCCUCGUCGUGGAGGGCGGCGGCAUGCGCGGCUGCGUGUCAGGCGGCGCCCUGCAGGCCCUGUCGGACCUGGGCCUGCGAGACGUGUUUGACGCAGUCUACGGCUCCUCGGCCGGAGCCAUCAACUCAACAUACUUCAUCUCGGGCCAGCGCACAGGCGUGCACAUAUAUCAUGACCACAUCGCCUCACCCGACUUCAUCAAUCUGAAGCGGCUGUGGAAGGGCGAGAACGCGGCGCCCGUGCUGGACCUGUCGUUCCUCAUCGACCACGUCAUGCACAGCGUGCACCCGCUGGACUGGGACGCCGUCCUGCGCUCGCCGCUGCCGCUCAAGGUGGUGGCCAGCUCUCUGGACAGCCUGACGCCUGUCGUGCUGGAGCGGUUCUCAGACAAGGACGACCUGGCGGAGAGCCUCAAGGCCUCUGCCACCGUGCCCGAGAUCGCGGGCGGGCCGCGCCUGCACCGCGGGCAGCGCCUGGUGGACGCGGCAGUCUUUGAGCCCGUGCCCUUCCGCUCCGCCAUCGCCGACGGCUGCACCCACCUGCUGGUGCUGUGCACGCGGCCCAAGCGCGCGCGGCAGAGCCGCGUCAACCUGGCCCUCACCGACGCCAUGGAGGUGGCCAUCAAGAAGGCGGUGCUGAGCCCGGACUACAUGGUGCCAGCCUGGAAGGCCGAGGUGGACUACCUGAUGAAAGACGGGCUGAGCCAGGACGACAUGCUGCUGCGUGCAGCCAGCGAGGAGGCGGCCCACGAGCUGCCCUACUUUGCCGGCACGCACGUGUACCCUCUCUACCCGGGCGCCGCCGCCAACUUCAGCCCGCUGUGCAUCGACCCUCCCACCCUCAAGGCAGGCGUGGCCGAGGGGCGGCGCGGCGUGCUGGCCGUCUGCCGCGCCGUGCUGGGGGACGCGCUGGACUUCAGCCGCUUUGCAGAGCUGGAGAGGAGCAACAUCGUGCCGCACCGCAGCUCGCGCAGCAGCAGCGAGCGCCUGUGGCGGCGCUACAUGCAGGAGGACUUCAGCCACCACGCCUGAUCCCGGCCGCGCCUUUUUGCAGCUGCUGCGCCACAGCAGCACCUUUUCUGCCACUGGAUUCCAACACCUGACGGACAAAGCUGCCGCCGCACCACCCGACCCCUCCUCAGCCUUUUUGAAUUUGAUCUCAGACUACAGCGGUUUUUGCUCUCUUUGGGUUUCCUGGUUGCA
Molecule: messenger RNA, 1959 nt
Organism: Chlorella variabilis
Lineage: Eukaryota; Viridiplantae; Chlorophyta; Trebouxiophyceae; Chlorellales; Chlorellaceae
Exons: 8
Coding region: 1-1788 (595 amino acids)
Biological process (GO): lipid metabolic process
Source: RefSeq, a predicted model, not a curated record